Molecule: messenger RNA, 822 nt
Organism: Recurvomyces mirabilis
Lineage: Eukaryota; Fungi; Ascomycota; Dothideomycetes; Mycosphaerellales; Teratosphaeriaceae
Exons: 3
Coding region: 1-822 (273 amino acids)
Molecular function (GO): protein binding
Source: RefSeq, a predicted model, not a curated record
AUGGCUCUGAACUACGCUUUCUGCAAAAGGGCAGGCGACGAUGCGCUGCUGCAGGGAGUGUCCAAUCUCCUCAAGUCGCAGAAUUUCGCCGACCUCGUGGUCACUCUUGGUGACCCCAGCUGGUCUCUACACAAGGUGAUACUCCGUGCAAGAUCCCAGUUCUUCGCGAAAGCACUCGAAGAUGACUUCAGGGAGGCGCAAAGCAGCAGCAUCGAGCUGCACGACGACGACCCUGAUGUCAUGGGUAAGAUGUUCUACUACAUCUAUCACGGUGAGUACGAUGAUGCCGAGAUAGCCACAACUCCUAUGCUUGUCAACGUGCGCAUGGUUGCGGCUGCCGAGAAGUACUUCGUCGAUCACUUACCUGGAAUCGCCACCAGCAAGCUCGAUUACUACACCGAGCGGGACAACGGAUGGACAACAGUGGGGUUCGCAGAUGCAAUCGAGGAGGCUUACACGACUACUGCAGAUCAAGGACGUCAACUACGCGACACACUGCUCGAGGUCGUCCUGAGGCACAAGUCGGACUUGUUCGACAAUAAGAAGCCAGAGUUCUCCUACUUCCAGGCCAUGGCCGUCAGGACACUAGGUUUCGCUGCGGACGUGGCCUCGGCCCUUUGCCGUGCGCCAAUCACUCCUCUCUAUAGGUGCCCGAGCAGUAACUGCAGUGUUGUUUUCCGUUGCGAGUUUGGCGAGGCAGAUCUCCUGGACUGGGAAUGUCCAGAGUGUGGUGUUGCAAGGGAGGACUGGAAGCCCAUAGAUUGGGAUGACUUCAUGUCCACAGAACUAGAUCAGGUCCCGCAGCCUUCAAUCGAUGAUUGA